This is a messenger RNA of Zychaea mexicana, 2118 nucleotides long. RefSeq lists its product as uncharacterized. Gene Ontology annotation, biological process: magnesium ion transmembrane transport; intracellular magnesium ion homeostasis. The coding region runs from base 207 to 1667 and encodes 486 amino acids. The transcript is spliced from 3 exons. NCBI's taxonomy places the organism in Eukaryota, Fungi, Mucoromycota, Mucoromycetes, Mucorales, Lichtheimiaceae. Gene Ontology annotation, molecular function: magnesium ion transmembrane transporter activity. Gene Ontology annotation, cellular component: plasma membrane. The record is from RefSeq and is a predicted model, not a curated record.
UCGAUCGCGACAAUAUGGCUCCAUUCCGGAAGCCGAGGUGAAUUGUUCUUAUCUCAACUUAUUUUGGGACAAGUGUUUAAGCUCAUAUGAAGAGAUUUCUCUCUUUUGUCUUGAUAAAAUGUUAGGAGCGAGAAGGAGGCGUAGUGUUCAGCACAUCCCCGGACGAAGUCAUUGAACCAUCCAACCAUCAUAAUCUAGCUAUUGAUAUGCAGCAGCAGCAGCAACAACCCUUUUACGGAACAUCCUCCGACACGUCUGCAGACGAAUCCAGCAGACCCGCAUCCGAACUUGAAGAGGACGUAUGUUUCCCCAACGACAAAAAAGACGACGAAGAAGACGUCAACUACAAGGAGCUCGAUGACUAUGUUCGGGAUCAACGGAGCAGUAAUCAGCACUUGGAAGCACCACCAGCGCCUCCUCGGCAAAGGCGUCGAUCAUCCUCUGCUGCUGCUGCCAAUUUUCGGCGAUAUAGUUUAUACGGCGACAGAAAUCGGCAUCCACAAUUCGAAAAGCAAGACCAAGCAGCAGACGGUCGUGUCACCUUGUUUUCAGUGGCCGAGCCACAAUCGAUCCAUGUGCGAUCCCUUGACGAGAUACCACUCGCUGCACAGCAAGUUGAAGGGGUUGGAACCGAUACCAGCAGUCAGUUGAGCGAUUUGUUAAAAAGGGGCUGCUUUUGGCUGGAUAUACUCAGUCCCACAGACGCCGAGAUGAAAGUGCUCAGCAAAACGUUCCAUAUUCAUCCGUUGACAGUCGAGGAUAUCAGCAUGGAGGAGCAACGCGAAAAGUGCGAAAUCUACAAGAAUUACUAUUUCAUAUGUUUUCGCAGUUUUGAGCAGAAUCAAUCCUCCGUCAAUUAUUUGCAACCAUUGGCGCUGUACAUUAUUGUGUUAAAAGAGGGCGUGCUUUCGUUUCAUUUUCGACACACGCCGCAUCCGCACAACGUGCGCAAGCGCAUCAAACAAUUGAGGGAUUAUAUUAGCGUGUCACCGGAUUGGAUAUGUUAUGGUCUGCUCGACGAUAUCACUGACUCAUUUGCACCCAUGAUCCGAUCCAUUGAAUUCGAAGUGGAUUCCAUCGACGAGCUGGUGCUUAUCCUGAAAGAAUCUGAACAAUCUGACAUGCUGCGACGGAUUGGAUACUGCCGCAAAAAAAUGAUGAGCAUGAUGCGCUUAUUAUCGGGCAAAGUAGACGUGGUGAAGACAUUAGUGAAACGUGGCGAUAUACAACAGCAACAACAGCAGCAGCAUCAUCAAUACCAGCAUCCGAAUAACAAAAACGAAGAGAUCAACAUUAAUGCCUUCCAGCCUGUUUUGAGCAGCGAAGUAUCCCUGUACUUGGGGGAUGUACAAGACCAUAUCAUCACCAUGUUACAAUCCUUGACCCACUAUGAAAAGAUCUCGUCACGGUCGCAUUCGAAUUACUUGGCCCAGAUAUCCAUUGAAAUGACCCAAACGAAUAACGAAAUGAACGAUGUAUUAUCUAAAUUAACGGCACUCGGUAGCAUCUUAGUCCCUAUGAAUCUGGUGACGGGUCUCUGGGGCAUGAACGUAUUGGUGCCGGGCCAGGACAGGCACGAUCUGACUUGGUUCAUGUCGAUAUUGUUUGCAAUUGCUGUAUUUUGUGUAGCAUCCACUCUCUUGAUGCGGUACUACAGACUUGUAUGAAUAAAUCUGUAUGUGGAUAUAUAUAUAUAUAUAUACUGACAGCAGUAGUGUGAAUAGUUGAUGUGUGUACAUGGUGCGUAAGUAGCACGUGCGAGGAAUUAGUAAUGGAUGUGUGUAGAUGAAGGUGAUGUUUAUGAGUGUGUACAAGUUUUUAAUGUAUUUACAUAUUUUUUUAACAUUUUUAGGACAAAAACUAAGUUGCUUUUCACAUCAUAUAUAUGGGGGUGAGAUGGUUAAGAGGAGAGAAGAAAGGGUAAAUUUUGGUAUGCUACUAGAGCUUUACAGCUAUAAGAAGUCUUACUAGAUAAUUUCAAUUUCCUUAGUUGGCGUUGCCGUUGACUUCGUCAUCGAACUUUUCGAAUUGAGGGUUGGCAAUAGGAAGCUGGGGAAGCUUGCCACCUUCACGGAUACCGUACAAGCGCAAACGCUUGGCACCACCAUCUAUGAAAUA